AUGUUCGGAAACUCCGGCCGAAAGGACAAGAACGAAAUCCCACUACUGGUUCCCAUCGAACGUAGCCGGAGGGAAAUUCGACGGGAAAAGAAUAGACUGGCACAACGACGGCAUCGAGAGGCAAAGAGAAGAGGUGCCAGCAAAAUACAUGUUCACGAAAUCGCCAACACAGGUCAAGAGCAAGCGAACAUUUCCUCCGUGGAGAAACGGAAGUCGGAAAGCCCAAGCCAGAAUGCGGCAGAUCCUAUAGCGCUGGAUUACUUUGAAGAAAUUGAUAACAUUCCAGAUGCAAUCGAAGCUGGGCAAACGGAGAAGGAGCUCGUUGAUGAGCUUGCCGAUAUCGGUUCGUCGUGGGGAGCAAAUUUCUAUCAAGAGAACCCAUUAACAAGCCAUCCGGCCGGUGCUACUCCAGAGACAGCGGCUCUUCAUAACAGCCCACUGAGCGUUUUUCCGAUUAGCCGACGACAGUCGGUAAGAACUUCUGAUAUCCACCGUUGGAGCUGUAACAGCGAUUCUUCCCCUCUGGGCCCUCCGGUUCCACUUGAGCAGAUCAACUCCACACUGAUCCCAAUAGGGCCUUUAGAUAACCGCCAGUCGCCAUUAUUUUUUGAAAGUUAUCACUCACUUCAAUCGGGUUCGGAACCGACAACAGGACCUUCUUCACGGCUACCAGAUUUGAGCGGUAGCUUGUUCCAUAGUGAAGAUAUAAAAGAGCAUAGAGGCCAUAAAUUCCAUAACGAACCGAGUCAAUCACGUCAUUUUGAUGACUCCUUCCGACUGAAGUCUCAAGAGCUCAUGGAAACGAUAGCGCAAACCUCGGGUAGGUCUAAUAGCACAUGUAGAAAUAAACGAAGGAGAACAACAUACGGUGGGACUGAACACCGGUUGGAAAAGAUCCUCUCAACCAUUGAGGAAGCGGGUUAUGAAUCCCUCGAUGCGGCAGCAGCAGAAUACUAUACGGCUGAGUUUCCUAAAGAUACACUCCUUGCAUCUGAACAGUUCCACUCUCGUACUCGGCGUCUCAGCAGAUUCUUGUACCAAGUGCACCAAGGCUCCAAGACUUGGAGUGAGAAAGAAUCAACAGGCUACCGUGACGCAGUUAUUCGAGCCACAGAAGAUAUAUUUCGAGACGAAGUGUACCGUCAUGCAGGAGAGCCUAACGAGCUAUCAUUUGACCAGCGUAGCCAUACCUCUCAAUCCCAUUCGUCCAUGAAUAGUCCUUUGAUGUUUCCUCAUGGAGAUCCUGGAAUCUCUGAGUCGAUAGGUGGAGUCUCGCCACAAGAUACGAGAAUAUUAGCCUAUACAGCUGUCCAAAACCUCCUUCGCGACAGAGAUCUAGCCCCGGUCCUGAUGCAGGACGUAUCUCGACUUCAGAAUACAGUACGUUGA
Messenger RNA from Paracoccidioides lutzii Pb01, 1389 nucleotides. RefSeq lists its product as hypothetical. The transcript has 3 exons. The coding region runs from base 1 to 1389 and encodes 462 amino acids. The record is from RefSeq and is a predicted model, not a curated record.